This is a messenger RNA of Artibeus jamaicensis (Jamaican fruit-eating bat), 6039 nucleotides long. Its product is annotated as torsin-1A-interacting protein 2. Gene Ontology annotation, cellular component: endoplasmic reticulum; membrane. The record is from RefSeq and is a predicted model, not a curated record. Gene Ontology annotation, biological process: endoplasmic reticulum organization; membrane organization. Lineage: Eukaryota; Metazoa; Chordata; Mammalia; Chiroptera; Phyllostomidae. The transcript is spliced from 5 exons. Gene Ontology annotation, molecular function: ATPase activator activity. Bases 237 to 1646 code for a protein of 469 amino acids.
CCGAGAGGGUACCUCCUGGUUUCGUGGAUCAGAUCGGUGGGAGUGCUCCCUUGACAUUGACCGUGGUCGAUUUCAAACUCCACUGGAAUUUUGACUGUAUAUAUGCCUUGUUUCCUGGGUCCAAGGGAAGCAUGAGUCUGUUGGGACUUAGGAUAAGGAGAAAACAAGACAUCUUCACAAGGAAAACCAGACAGUAACAACAAAUAUCCCAAAGUCUGAAGAGACAGAAGACAAACAUGGCGGACAGAGGACUUGGGGAUCCUCCGGAGGACUCCCAAAAGGAUUUGGAAAAUAACUCAUCAAUAAAUUCUCAGGCACAGGAGAUGAUGGUCACAGCAAGUACCACUGAAGAAGCUCAUACCCUGAGUCCUGCCUCUGGCCUCAACAAAGACCCACAAGAGGUUGAAACAGUAGGUUCAGGAAGUACAGGUACAGCUGAUCCAUCAGAAAGUCCUGAUGAAACAAAUUGUGCGCAACACCCAAAGGAUGAAACAGAACUUGAGACCAACCAGAGUUUUCAAGAUGGCGAACAAGAGCAUCAACUCUCUUCGGAAAGUCUGGGUGAAGAGCCCUUGCAUCCAGAACCCAAUUGUUCUCCAGGUGACGAGGCAGAAAGAGCAGAUGCACCAAUAGGGAGCAGCUCCUCGGACCUCCCUGAGGAAGUGAGCGGCAGACCCGGAGCUUCCCAGGGGUCACCUGCUGCAGACUCCCUGGGUGCCCAGAGUCUUGGUCCUUCCAGUGCAGGGCUGGAGAGCCAGGGGACACUGAGGAGGCGACUGGUGGAGCCAGAAGCUGAAAGUCAUCAACAAGAAACACACCCAUUGGAAGAAAACAAAGAGAAUGCACAGGGCGCCAUCAGGAAGAUUAAUAACAAGGACUUUUUGAGCUACGGCCCCGUCAUUCUCGGCUUCCUGGUUGCCAUGGUUGUCGUUCUGAACUCGGUUCACAGCUACUUCCCGGCCCAGCACGUGUCCCGAAACCCGGCCCUGGAGGCCUUCCUGGCCCAGUUCGGUCAGCUGAAGGAAGCGUUUCCGGGCCAAAGUUCCUUCAUGUGGCAGCGGGGCCGGAAGUUCCUCCAGAAGCACCUCAACGCCUCCAACCCCACCGAGCCGGCCACCAUCAUCUUCACGGCAGCUCGGGAGGGAAGAGAGACCCUGAAGUGCCUCAGCCAUCGCGUCGCCGACGCCUACACCUCCUCCCAGAAAGUCUCCGCCAUCCAGAUCGACGGGGCCGGGCGGACCUCGGAGGAUAGCGACACGGUCAAGCUGCUGGUUGACAUGGAGCUGAGCUCUGGCUUCGAGAACGGCCAGAAGGCCGCCGUGGUGCACCGCUUCGAGUCCCUUCCCGCGGGCUCCACCCUCAUCUUCUACAAGUACUGCGACCACGAGAACGCCGCCUUCAAGGAUGUGGCCCUGGUGCUGACGGUUCUCCUCGAGGACGAGACGUUAGAAGCGAGUGUCGGCCCGAGGGAAACGGAAGAAAAAGUGAGAGAUCUUCUCUGGGCGCGGUUCACCAACUCGAACACGCCCCACUCCUUCAACCACAUGGACUCGGACAAGCUGAGCGGGCUGUGGAGCCGCAUCUCCCACCUGGUGCUGCCGGUGCAACCGGUGAAGCGCAUAGAGGAGCAGGGCUGCCAGCUGUGAGCCCAGUGCGCCUGCGCGCGAGGCCGUGGGAGCCUCAGGGGCGGGCGCGAGGACGCCGCCUGAAAAGUGCAGGGGAGCUGUUUGGAGGGAAAAUAAUCUUUUAUUUUUCACUUCUUGCAGUUCUUACAAGCUAAGCAUGGCCAAGCUAAAAGCUGACCUGACUUUGUUUCCUUGCCUUUCAAGCAAAUCGGGUUUGAAAUAUAGCAUGAUAUAUAUAACUGCGGGUUUUUUUAAUCUAAAAAUACAGCAGCAGAAUUAUUGCACAGGAAAACAAUCUUGGCAGAGUAACUACAGAGUGAUUUUUGUAUCAUAUGUGAAAUGUUUCAAAAGCUAAUUUUAAUAGCCUGGUGGUGGGAUUACAUUUUAUACUAAUUUGCACUUUUUGAACAGUAUGAAAAAAGGGAAUUUGUAUUCAAAUAGCUAAAUGCUUUAUGUAAGUCACUGUGCUUUUUUUUUUUCUGUUAGUGAGCUGAGAUAAAAGCAGCUGUACUCAAAAAGUGUGUUUUUUUCAUGGGAAAUGGUGGGGGAUUGUUUAUAAUCACUGGGAAUGAAGGAAUUUUAAUUGGCUGCACCUUUACCUCAGCUCUUCUGAAUUGUACAGGGCAGUGAUUUUCACGCUGUGUCUACUGUUCCACCCAGACCCCCGACCCCUUUGUAUUAAAACAGUGCUUCAGCUCUUUCAUGGGGAUUCUUUAUAAGAUUCUGUGGGAACAGAGAGUUCCGCUGAUAGUGGAGUUUGAAAACCCCUGAUUGAGCAAGAAACAAUCUUAGAAGACAGGAAAUGGGUAGAAAAAAUGAAUGUAUUAAAAUUAUGAGUAGGAAGAAGAUACGAUAUACAUUUAUUGCACAGACACAUUUUUUAUAGAAGUCAAAGACCUACAGAUGAACAGCAGAAUGUUUAAAGUAGUAUCUACUAGCAUAUUUCUGAUGCUUUUCUUAAUUUCUGUUGGUCAUCAGUUCUCUCUCCCCUGAAUGGAAUUUUAUAAUGGUCUAGAAUGAGAGUGUGAGUGUCCUUUAAGAGGAAAAAAAUUUAAUAACCAAAUGAAUAGUAAAAUUUACAUAGGUACAUUAGCAUGCCUUUACCACAGUUUACUUGUUAAGCAGUAAUAGAACAUUAUAUAAUGCACCUCAUUUAUUUAUCUGCUAGUUAGAAGUACCAUUCAGUUAAGAAUUAAAGAAAUGCAAGAGACAUAUGCUUAGUGAAAGAAAGCAAAAAUGGUAGAUAAUUUCCAAGAGGGUCUAAUGGUCAAUAUUAAUUGUUGGACCUAUGUUCUGUGACUAUUAGAAAGAUUGAGACAGCGUUUACAAAGAUAGUAGAUUUUCUUGUUUGUUUAAAUUUCAGCUCUGAAAGCAGAACUCUAGGAAAUGAUCUUGACCUAAUGAAGGGUCUGUCCCAUUACAUGGCAGUCCUGGAAACUACCACCAUGCUCCUGGGCCAUUUCAACUACUCCUGGAAUGUUUCAGCUAGGUUUUGGCCUCCCUGCUGGUAUGAGAGCAGAGAGGUCAUAUGAUUAAAGAAUGCAAGGAAUUUUGGAAACGGUAAGAAGAUAUUGGUAUCUUUAUUGAAGAAUCUAUUUGAAAAUAUCUGUUGCAGGAAAAACAGAUAAAUCUUCUAACCAAAGUAGAGACAUACCUAAAGGAACUACUUUCAUUUGGGAUUUUUAUGAAGGAACCUUCUAACAGAGUUGAGGAAAGGCCUACCUGAAUAAAAAGUUAAAGCAUGGUGAAUAGAAUAUCAAUCCAACAUACACUGAGAGGAAAUAAACUGAAGAAAGAUCUGUAUACCAUAGUCGAAUCUUUUCCUGCAUUUCUAGAUCUCAGAUGCUAGCAUUAUACCCAAACCAAUGGUGCCUUGCAAAACUGCUUCGUGGGCCAGCUGCCCUGGCUGCCUCAGAUCUCGAAGGAACCCUGUGAUCUGUGUGUGUCUAAUGUCAGUGAUUCAGGUCAGAGUUGAAACAAAGGCUCUUGUGUCUUCAUUCAGUUGAACAUGGUGUUUCAUUAUUUCCUUUAAAUACAAUUUAGAAAAGGAAAUUUCAAAAAAUUACAACUUUUUUACUGUUCAGUCUUUGUUAAAAAAAAAACCUGUUCCAUGGAUGAGGGCAGUCAUCUGAAACUUGUCAGUUCUCUCUCGACUACUUCAGAAAUCACUGAAAAGAAGCAGUAUAUUAUUAGCUCUGGGUCUUCUUAGGAAAAAUUAUUAUUUUUAAAGCAUAAAACUUUAUAUUCUUAAAGGAACAAAUAAAAUGCAUAUCUAAUAGACUCUUAGGUUAAUUUCUACUUGAUUGUUUCUAUUUUCACAUUUUUCAAGUUUCCAGAUUUUCUUUUGUGUGUCCAAUAGUUCAUCUUUCAUUCCUAUAAUAGAUGUUUUGUUUUAUUUGACUUUAGAACAAAAACUUGUGGGCACGUGACACCCAGACACCACCAUUUAGUUACUAUCGCAGAAUAGCUCUCAUCACAUCAUGUAUUAACAUAAACACUUUUUGACUGACACCAGCAUCCUAGAAGCAACUGGUGGAAUGGGAAAUUGUCUCUGGACUUGAGUUUUGCUCCUGUGGGAUAAAUUUUAGGUUUCCCAGCUAGUCUCUAAGGGUUGGCAAAGAAGUUCCAGGGGAUUCAUAUCACUAGAGGUAGUAAUGAUAUUGUUUCUAUUUUUUUAAAUCAAAUAGUUUGAGUGAAUUUCAUUUGAAAGCCUCCCAGCUUACAGUGGUAAAGCUCAGCAUUCUGUGAUCUCUACCCCUACCCAGCUAAGGACCCCUGUGAACAGUGCUAGAUGCUGAGCUGGUUUUGACCUUUUCACAAUUUUUAAUUGCUUGAAUUAUACUUUUAUCUGUUAAAGGCAGGUGGCAUAAUGAGCACUGACAAUAACAAAUAUAACACAUGAAUGUGAUGAUUCAGCAAUGUGAUCUUCACCAGAACUAUAUGGGCACGUCUCCAACCAAAAUGUUUACUCGGCAUAUACAGGCAUCUAGGACUUCAAAAAUGAAUGUUGAACAGAAAAUGUAAUUUUUGUAUCUGAUUAGGGUUAUCAUUUAAUGGGAAUGAUUUUAUAUUUAUGUAGCUUAUUUGUGAAGAAGUACUUUCAAAUAGCAACAUGAAAACUUUUUGUCAUUUGAAAAUAAAACAAUUAAAAAAAUAAGCCAGUACGUAUUUGUAAAGUGCUCAAUAUAUUAUUUCAUAAAAGCAGUUUUUAAAUCUGUUUUUCAAGUCAAAUAUGUAGUUAAUAUCAGUGUUCAUUUUAAUAUUUUGUUUGCCAGUCUGAGCAUACUAUAUUUUAUUUUUUAAUUUGAAAAGUCAUAGUGAUUUUGUUUUCAAAAUUAAAGCACCUUCAACACUGUGUACCACUGCUCAUACUUGUCUUUAUAUAAGAAUUUAGGAUAUCAUUGAUUACCAAUCCCUUAAUCACAACCCAAGGAAAUACAAAAUGUUUAUUUAAAUUUUUUUCUCAAGGUUUCUAUGAGAUGAUCACAUACUGAGCCUUAAGAGUCACACACUUGUGAAUAAUGACAAAUUUGCAGAAAAGGUGUUACCAAUUCUAGAGAGAACUAAACUAAAAUAUCCGUGUAAAACAGUUUCUCCAGAGGACUUUAAAAUACGCCUUCUUCCUAUUUAUUGGCAGUUUUGGUGUUAAGUUGUGGCCUAAGUGUGCCUCACUGAGACUGAGACCGGACUAUUAAAACUCAUUUCUAACUAAUAAACUGCCCUAUCACAGCUUGCUUCUCUACCUGGCUUUAAAAAUGUAUGUGUAGGUUAAGAAAGAGCACUGGCCUUACCCAAAUGGCCUGAGAAUACAAGCAGCAUCCCCUAACCUGCAAAUAAUCUGUAAAGAUAAAUGAGUCUUCAGUGCCUUCCCUUCCAGUAUUACCCAUGGUCUCUAUCAGCUUGUUUCGAUGUCUUUAAAAAUCCAGAGAUUGGUUCCUGCCAUGGGAAAUGAUUCCCCUCGUUUCCUCAUCGGGGCUCAUAAACGAAAUUUGCCCUUAGCUAAGAGCACUUACCUGAAUUAAAAGGACCAUUUUGGACUCAGGAGCACCGCCGUCGUGGUGGGGCAGAGUGGCAGGAUGUAAGGCCCGGCCUGCCUUCCCUUGAGCCCCAGCCUCAUCAGCAGGAAGCUAGUCACAGCGGCUCCCAGUUGAUCAGGUUACUCGAGGUGCAGAUCUGUUCGCCAUCCCUGCCAUCAGAGAAAGAAGCAGCACACUGACUUUGAAACACAGCUGCCAUUUUUAUUUUCUGUUUAACAAAAAAGUGGACUUUUGCCAGUAUUUGGGUCCAAGUUCUUGGCAUUCUCGGACGUCCAAUGGGGUUGCUUUUGCAUCUGUUUCUUAGGGAUGUUGAAGAAUGUGCCUUAUUCAAAGCAGUUGUUUGGUUUUACCAAAAAUAAAUCUUGAUUUUUCUCUGU